AUGACAGGCAUUAUGGUCGAUAUAUUGGCACCAGCCUUGACAUUCCCUGAUACAUUGUCACAAUCAGAGAUUAUCAAUGGCACAUGUGUCUCACUUGGUCUCGCCGAAGAUCAAGUCGAAUUCCUCUCACUUGGCGAUGCACACCUCGCAUGUUUAAUUAAGAAUAACAAGUUCUCAUUAGACUUUAUUGAAUCAUUAUAUCAACAGAAUGAAUUGUUACAAUAUAGAUUCGAGAAGAGUACCGAAGCAUUGUCUGUGUUGCAAGAGACGUUGAUGCAGACUACACAUCAACUACAGGAGAAACAGAAUGUUAUAAUACAACAACAUCAGACAAUGUCAUUGUUGUCGCUGAAGGAGCGUCAGUUGUCUGAGGAGCUCAAUCAGUGGAAGAACAAAUACGAGGAGGAGUUGUACAAGCGAAAGAAGAAUGAGAAGAGGAUCGAGCGCAUGAGGAUGCCAAAGACGACAAACAUUGGCGCGCAGCCUAUGUACCUGCUGAACUCGCCAUCGACCAGCACGACCACGCUGACCGUCACCUCAUCCACAUCGUCUUCAUCGUCCGCAGCGGCAGCAGCAUCAGCAGCAGCAUCGUCUGCCGCGGCAUCAACAUCCAUGUCACCAUACUUGGAAAGAGAACUAGAGCGAAACAAAGACAGAGAGAUGGAGUAUCAGAAUGAGCGACAGAUGAUCGAGCAGGUUGUCGGCAAGUCUGUAACUCGCUCGCCUUCAAUCUCACCAUCGACUUCAUCCACCUCAAUCUUGGCACUUGGUGGUAGCAACAGCAGCAUCAACAUUAUCAACACUCCUACAUCAUCGGCUUCUUCAUCAGCUGCAGCGGCGGCAACGGCGGCAACAGGUCACAUUGGCAAUAUACAUACCACUACAACAACUACAUCUACAUCAUCAACACCUAUUAAGCUCAAUACUAGUAAUAAUAACAACGCAUAUCCAGCAUCACCUCCACCAGUACUUCUAAUAGAUCAGCAUGCCGAUAGAAAGAUGACAAUGUUAACAUCGCCACCACCACAACAACCAAAGCCACAACAACUACAACAGACACCUCAACAACAUCAAUCACCAAUCAGAUUCCCAGUUCUAAAGAAGACCAAUGGCAUCACAGACUCACCAUCCACUCCAAAGUCCUCCAAUCAUCAUCUACACGCCAACAACGCCAACACAACUCCUAUGACAGAUAUAUUGAUCAAUUGUCGUUUGUGCACCUGCAGUAUGUUCAGAGAGACACAACUCAAAUGGGUAUGCGAAUGCGGACACUUUGGAAUCAAACAUCAUCACUACGACAAGACACUGAGUCCACGCACUGCAACCAUGUCCAAUGGCAUGCCAUUGGAGUCUCCAAUCAAACAACAACAACAAUAG
Messenger RNA from Acytostelium subglobosum LB1, 1377 nucleotides. RefSeq lists its product as hypothetical. Lineage: Eukaryota; Evosea; Eumycetozoa; Acytosteliales; Acytosteliaceae. The record is from RefSeq and is a predicted model, not a curated record. The coding region runs from base 1 to 1377 and encodes 458 amino acids. The transcript is spliced from 3 exons.